Molecule: messenger RNA, 514 nt
Organism: Symbiodinium necroappetens
Lineage: Eukaryota; Dinophyceae; Suessiales; Symbiodiniaceae
Source: the annotation of a GenBank genome assembly
GAAGAUUGGCCUGACUGAGGACACGCUCCAGGGCUUGCUCGAUAACGGCUACAACACGUUUGGUCGCUUGGCUUUCGCGGUCAAGUCCCGCAUUGAGCCUGGCCUUGAAGGGCAUCCAAAGAAACUUGCAUCGGCCGAGCGUCUGGACAGGCAGGCUAGGCAGGCUUGGGGGCGUAGGUCUCUGGCCUUUGAUCUCGCAAACCUGGCAAGUUUCAGAGUCAUGGAGGAGCAUGUGCAAUUUCUCUUCUCAGUGCUUCAGCGUGUGCAGCCCAAAGGUUUCAUGAACAUACAGCUGUCACAAGUGAUUGAGGCGGAUAAGCAGAUGUUUAUCUUGGCCAGUAACAACCUCAUGGGCCGUUUGGUUGCUUCGGCUGGAGCUGCUCCAGCGCUUGAUGCGGAGAUUGCACGUUUGUCACGAAGCCCGGAAAUCAUGCAAUACUUAACUCCCCUGCACACUCCUGUCGCUCCGCCUCCUGCUCCGUGGAAGGGCGAUCCCAAGGGGGGCAGAGGAUGA